AUGCAUCACCAGUUCGCGCGCCUCGUGCCCACCGCCCGCCCCGCGCUGCCGCCGAUCCACGGCGGAGCCGUCUGCCGGAGCUCUCCGCCCGACUACCGGGCCGUGGCGCUUCGCCGGGCGCCGGGCGCCUCCGCGGCUGGCCCGCGCGCGUGCCGCCCCCUCGCCGUCUCCGCCCAAUCCAUCAGCCCCCAAGCCGGCUUGAGGCUGGAGGAGAAGUUCUUUGAAGUGGAGAUGAAGGUGCGUGACUAUGAACUUGACCAGUACGGUGUUGUCAACAAUGCUGUCUAUGCUAGCUACUGCCAACAUGGUCGUCACGAGCUGCUUGAGAGUGUAGGCAUCAGUGCGGAUGCAGUGGCGCGCAGUGGGGAGUCGCUGGCCCUCUCUGAACUAAACCUAAAGUACUUUGCCCCUUUGAGGAGCGGCAACAAGUUUGUUGUUAAGGUGAGGCUUGCGGGCAUCAAAGGCGUACGGAUGAUAUUCGAGCACGUCAUUGAGAAGCUGCCUAAUCACGAGCUAAUUCUGGAGGCAAAGGCAACAGCUGUUUGCCUGAACAAAGACUACUAUCCUACCCGUAUUCCUCGUGAACUAUUGUCCAAGAUGCAGCUCUUCUCAUCCGAGGACAGCAGAGGGUCAAAUGAAGACGUUAAUAAUCGGAAUAACAGCUGCAACUAA
Molecule: messenger RNA, 672 nt
Organism: Miscanthus lutarioriparius
Lineage: Eukaryota; Viridiplantae; Streptophyta; Magnoliopsida; Poales; Poaceae
Source: the annotation of a GenBank genome assembly